AUGGGGUCUGGAGGCAGUUUGGGUGUUGUGCUCUUCCCCUGGCUGCUGGCUGGAGUGAUGUCUUACAGCCCCUGGGGUGUCUCUCAAAGGGAUUCAGGGGUUUUGAGGGGUCGGGGAGACUCCUCUUGGAGUUGGCUUCAGGUGCCUUCCUUUUCCCAGCCCUGGGCGUGGGUGGAUAUUUCCCAGCUCCAGGCUGCAGCCCCUCUGCACCCCGUGGCUGUGCAGUGCCAGGAGGCUCAGGUGAUGGUCACGGUCCACAGGGACCUUUUUGGGACAGGCCAUUUGGUCAGGGCUGCAGACCUGAGCCUGGGCUCAGCUGCUUGCCUGCCCGUGGCCCAAGAUGCUGCUGAGAACACUGUCACCUUCCUGGCUGGGCUGCAUGAGUGUGGCAGCACUCUGGAGCUGACCCCAGACUCCUUGAUCUACAAAACAAGUUUGUCCUACAAACCUACUCCUUCUGGCAACCUGGUCAUUGUGAGGACCAAUGCAGCAGUGGUUCCUAUCGAGUGUCACUAUCCCAGGAAGAGCAACGUGAGCAGUAAGGCCAUCCAGCCCACCUGGGCUCCCUUCCACUCCACGCUGUCAGCUGAGGAGAAGCUGAUGUUCUCCCUGCGCCUGAUGAAUGAUGAUUGGAGCACUGAGAGACUCUCCAAUGGCUUCCAGCUGGGUGAAAGGCUCCACAUCCAGGCUGAUGUUGCUUCUGGGGGCCAUGUACCCCUCAGGCUUUUUGUGGAUGACUGUGUUGCUACUCUGAGCCCAGACAGGAGCUCCUCUCCCCGAUACUCCCUGAUCAGCCUCAGUGGGUGCUUGGUGGAUGGGAGAUCAGAUGACAGCACUUCAGCCUUCAUCUCUCCAAGGCCAAGGCAGGAAACCCUGCAGUUUGUGGUUGAUGCGUUCAAGUUUGCAGGAGAUGACAGAAACCUGAUCUACAUCACCUGCCACCUGAAGGUCUCCCCAGCUGACCAAGCCCCAGGUCCAUUGAACAAGGCUUGUUCCUUCAACAGAGCCAGCAGCCUCUGGGCUCCUGUGGAAGGUACCGGGGACAUCUGCAGCUGCUGUGAGACAGGCAACUGUCUGACCUCUGCAGGAUACUCCUGGAGAAUGAAUCCUGCAGCCCGAUGGACAGGGAGGCGUCUGAAAAGAGGGGUCCCUUCCAAGCAUGGUGGGCCUCUGAGGGCAACUGAGGCUGAAGUCUCUGUUGGACCACUGUUAAUUCUUGAUCCAGCUCGGGGAUUACAGAGUUCCUUGGGAGGUCUGGCCCCAGCACAGGAGACCUUGCAGGGUGCUGCUGAAGGGCUUCCUCUGCUGGUCCCAGUUGCCCUGCUGGUGGUGGCCACUCUGCUGACUUUAACUGCCCUUGGGCUGGUUUUUGUGUGCCAAAAGUGUAGCUGUCUUCCUGGAGUGUCAUUGUAA
Molecule: messenger RNA, 1413 nt
Organism: Calypte anna (Anna's hummingbird)
Lineage: Eukaryota; Metazoa; Chordata; Aves; Apodiformes; Trochilidae
Product: zona pellucida sperm-binding protein 3
Exons: 9
Coding region: 1-1413 (470 amino acids)
Biological process (GO): binding of sperm to zona pellucida; positive regulation of acrosome reaction; egg coat formation
Cellular component (GO): extracellular matrix
Molecular function (GO): acrosin binding
Source: RefSeq, a predicted model, not a curated record